Molecule: messenger RNA, 2568 nt
Organism: Tarenaya hassleriana
Lineage: Eukaryota; Viridiplantae; Streptophyta; Magnoliopsida; Brassicales; Cleomaceae
Product: transcription factor BIM1-like
Exons: 12
Coding region: 648-2222 (524 amino acids)
Biological process (GO): DNA-templated transcription
Molecular function (GO): protein dimerization activity; DNA-binding transcription factor activity
Source: RefSeq, a predicted model, not a curated record
CUCCCAAUACGCAGAGUGAGAGAUUCGGUACGAAAAAAAAAAAGUUAAAAAAAAGUGUGCUCUCUUCUCUCGCUGUAAUUAUCACCUCCGAUCCCACUGAAGAGUCUUGUGGUAAUUCAAGUCGUCGGAAUUCAAACUCUUUUUCGUUUUCUUCCCAUUUGGCGACCUGGAGAUCCAAACUUCGACGCAGAAUUCUGGUGAAAAAAAUCGUUCGAAUCUGAGAAUUUCAAGGGUUUUCCGGUGAUUUCUUCUGGCGGAGUCAGUUACCUCUCCGAUUUUCCGUCAUCUCUGCGUUUUGUGGGGAUUAGGACGGAAAAACUUUGCGGUGGAGGCAGAAUUCUGCAAAAUUCGAGCUGACAUCCAGUUGUUUAGGAGCUUUCUCGGGGAACAAGUACCUGAGAAAGCAUAAUUCAGAUAAUCUCCAUCUCGUUUUCUUCCAAAAAGCAUCAGAGACGAAAUUCAUCCUGAAUCGGCAGUUCGGAGUCGCAGAUCUGAGCGAUUAGCUUCCGAAUUUCGGAAUCUGCAUUUCCACUCACGGAAUUUCCCAAGAAUUCCGUCGAAAACCGAAUCGAGUGCAGAGUUCUGAGAUUCCCGCGUUGAAUUAGCCUGUAAUUCAAAAUUCAACCAAAACGUCGCGAUUGCUAUUCAUGGAGCUUCCUCAGCCUCGUCCCUUCGAAACCGAAGGGAGAAAACCAACACAUGAUUUUUUAUCGCUCUGCAGUCAUUCAACCGUCCCACCAGAUCCAAGGACUUCUUCUCAAGGUGGACACCUGAAAACCCACGAUUUUCUGCAACCGUUGGAGCGUGUUGGGAGAAGUGGAACAAAGGAGGAAACCAGCAGCAGCAUCCAGACGUUGGCGUCUGAGAAGCCUCCACCACCAGCCCCACCGCCAUCUUCAGUGGAUCAGCACGUGCUCCCGGGAGGUAUAGGGACGUACAUGAUCAGCCACAUUCCCUACUUUCAUCAUAGAAUUCCUAAACCGGAAGUGUCGCCAGUGUUUACGGUGGCUCAAGCAAGUGGUAGUGAGAGAAACACCGACGAGAAUUCCAACUGCAGCUCAUAUGCUCCAGGUGGGUUCACUCUGUGGGAGGAAUCUGCGAGGAAAAAGGGACAGACAAGGAAGGAGAAUGUCGGGGAGAGAGCGAGCAUGCUAGAUGCAGCGUCAGCGGGGCAAUGGCCUGGCCCAGAGCGACAGUCACAGUCAUCAACGACGACGAACAACAGGAGCAACUUCAGUUCUCGCUCUUCCUCUCAGGUGUCCGGACUGAAGAGCCAGAGCUUCAUGGACAUGAUACGUUCAGCAAAAGGGAGUUCCCAGGACAAUGACGGAGAUGACGACGAGGAAGAGUUCAUCAUGAAGAAAGAGAGUCCCUCCACUAGCCAGAAAGUGGAUUUGAGGGUAAGAGUAGACGGGAAGAGCACUGGUAAUGAUCAAAAGCCAAACACGCCUAGGUCAAAACAUUCUGCGACAGAGCAGCGGAGGAGGAGCAAGAUCAAUGAUAGGUUUCAGAUGUUGAGACAACUGAUCCCUAACAGCGACCAUAAGCGGGACAAGGCAUCGUUCUUGCUAGAGGUGAUAGAGUAUAUUCAGUUCUUACAGGAGAAAGUAAACAAGUACGAAGGCUGCUACCAGGGGUGGAACCCAGAGCCUGGGAAGCUAAUGAACUGGAGGAACAACAGCCAACAUCCAGCAGAAGGAACCGUAGCCUUUGGACCACCCAAGUUGGAAGAGAAAAACAGCGUGAUUGCAAUGACCCAAACAGCGAUGGAUCAACAAUGUCCGUUUCCAAUGUCUAUAAAGCACAGCAGCUUCUACGCAGCUGGUCCUACGGUGCUGACAGGAAGCCCGGUAUCUCAGUUCCAGACGAGAGUGGUGUCGGAGGAGAGGCCGAAGUCGGGGUCGUCGUGGGAGGUGGUGGCGUCAGAGAGUGGGAAACCGAAAGGAGAGGAGGGGGAUUUGGUAAUUGGCGGUGGUACCAUUAGCAUAUCUACUGUUUACUCCCAAGGGUUGAUGAAGAGGCUGAAAGAAGCACUGAAGAGUUCGGGAGUGGACAUGUCAAAAGCCAGCAUCUCUGUCCAAAUCGAGCUCGCCAAACAACGCCCUGCUCCUUCCACUCUUAUGGAUGAGGAAGUCGGAGGGAAACGACCGAGAACGGAAACGGGAGAGGAGGAAGGUCACAGCAACAGAAACCGUAAGAAACUCAGACCCGACAGAAUCUAGAAACCCCACCGGUACCACUUUCCACUUCCUAUCUUCCCUCUCAUUAAUAUUUUUUUCUUGGGGGAUUUUAUUUGACGAUAAGCAUUGGGGAAAGCUUCCAUGUUUUCGUGAAGCUCCUCUGCCUUCAUUUAUGAGGUUCCCUCCUCAGUCCCCACCAACAGUUUUACUUCUCAUUUCACUUUCUGAGUCGUUUUCCUCUUUGCUUUCCCGUGUAAUAUUCGACUUAUAUUUUAUUGGCUCGAUUAUAUUGACUACUGUACGUGGCUUUUGUACCAUUAAACUGAAACUAGACUGCACAUUCAGUUGGACGAACUACUAUAUAUAUACAAUAUAAUACAUUCAAUUA